AUGUGCCAGCACUUAAGCGAAGAACAUGGAUGGAUGUGGAAGGAAAUAAAAGCACUGGAAGCUGGUGCAAACGUUGUGCAGCUGCAGCAUGACGUGUUCAGUCUGGAAGCAAGUGCUGACCUGGCUCAAGAAGUGUAUCGGUGUAUGUCUUGUGGGUUUCGAGGAGCUCGAGAGGUGCCAAGAGAGCAGUUUGGAGAGACAGAGGACGGAGAGGAUGACGGCACUUUUAUGGCCCACGCAAUCCUUGAAAACCAUCACAUUGCUGUUUUGGAGAGGAAAAAGCAGCUCUAUUGUGCACGCUGUCGGGACUUUAUUUACCCUGACGCUGUGGCUGUGGGAAGUGGUAACCGACGGUGGAAGCGCCACAUACGAGGUGUGGUGACACCGCUCAAACUGCUACGACGUGGACUAGUGAAUAUGGGCAACACGUGCUUCCUGAACUCAGUACUUCAAGUGUUGGUGCACAACCCAAUGGUGCAACACUAUUUUUUCGUGGCGAAGUGCCAUGAUAUGGAAAUCUGCCAGCAACAGCGGAAACGGCGGCUGGAAAAGCGACAGCAACAAUUAGACGCUGCGAAGCAUAGGCGAUGCGAUGACGACGACGAAAAAGAGCAGGAAGGCAUGGAGUGCGGUAUUGAUCCUUCCAUUUCGGUCUGUCUGGGAUGCGAACUUGCUGCCUUUAUGGCACUGCUUGUACCCCCUGCCGUCCCCGUUCCACCUCAAGCGCUGAAAGCGUCUCCACUUGCACCGCAAGGCAUUUUAGAGGCGAUGUGGAUUGUCUUUCCGUCCUUUAUCGGCACAGCUCAACAUGAUGCGCAUGAGCUCCUGGUCGCACUCCUUGGAGGUCUACAUUCCCAUACACAUCCCCGUGCGUUUGCUCACGGUGGUUCCUCUGCACGGGUUACACCACGUGGACAGAGUUCGUGUGACUGCACGGUGCAUCAGCACUUCUCUGGUGUACUGCGAUCUCAACUCGCGUGUGUAGGUUGUGGGUCCGCCUCGCGCAAAUUUGAUCCGUUCUUGGAUGUGUCUUUGUCUUUGAUUGAUGGAUUGAACAUAAUUGGCAAUAGUGAAAAUGGCGAGGGACGAGGAAGAGAAGAGGUAUCGUAUGGGCUAUCAUCUGCGAUCAAUCUCGAGUCGUUGUUGUUGCAGUAUGCAGAUAAAGAGGAACUAGAAGGGACAAAUCAAGUCUACUGCCGUCGAUGCUCGAAGUAUCAGAAUAGCUACAAGAGCUUGAACUUGCAUGUGUUGCCGGAUGUGCUCGUUCUUCACAUUCGCCGUUUCGACUACUGUCGCCAGCAGAAACUUACGUUAAAGGUGAAUUUUCCCCUAAUAGGCCUCAACAUGAGACCGUACACGUCGGUGGGAAUUGACGAGGUCGAUGAGCUCAAAAGAGGGAAUACGAAUGGUCCAGUUCAUGGCGGUAAUCGAAACGAAUAUUUGUACGACCUUGUCGCGGUCGUAAACCACCAUGGAGACUCGGUGAAUGGAGGCCAUUACACUACUUACGUGCGUGAAGAGAUCUCCGAAAGGACGACAAGUCUUAGCGGCAUGGAACAGCAUCAAUGGAUACUCUUCGAUGAUGUCGAAGUGAAGACGGUUACCGAUGUCGAAGUCGAAAGCUCCCAAGCAUACCUACUAUGCUAUGUCCGCCGGAACCCGUUCGUCGCUGUCGCUGCAUGA
Messenger RNA from Peronospora matthiolae, 1683 nucleotides. The record is from the annotation of a GenBank genome assembly. NCBI's taxonomy places the organism in Eukaryota, Oomycota, Peronosporomycetes, Peronosporales, Peronosporaceae.